Messenger RNA from Etheostoma cragini (Arkansas darter), 899 nucleotides. It is a transcript of the gene park7, whose product is annotated as parkinson protein 7. Gene Ontology annotation, cellular component: cytosol; nucleus. The record is from RefSeq and is a predicted model, not a curated record. Bases 80 to 649 code for a protein of 189 amino acids. Lineage: Eukaryota; Metazoa; Chordata; Actinopteri; Perciformes; Percidae. Gene Ontology annotation, biological process: protein deglycation, glyoxal removal; guanine deglycation, glyoxal removal. The transcript has 6 exons. Gene Ontology annotation, molecular function: protein deglycase activity.
AGUAGUUGACUGCUGCUAGAAGUUGCACACUGAAGUUAACGUUAGUGUUACUUUACAGUAGCAAUUCUGCAAGAUAAUCAUGGCAGGCAAGAGGGCGUUAGUGAUCCUGUCUAAAGGUGCAGAGGAGAUGGAAACUGUUAUUCCUGUGGACAUCAUGCGUAGAGCUGGGAUUGCAGUGACAGUUGCAGGACUGACUGGCAAAGAGCCAGUACAGUGCAGCAGAAACGUCGUCAUCUGUCCUGAUGCUAGCCUGGAGGAGGCCAGCAAACAGGGCCCAUACGAUGUGGUGCUUCUGCCAGGUGGAAUGCCAGGGGCCCAGAAUCUGGCAGAGUCUCCUGCUGUGAAGGAGGUGCUGAAGGAUCAGGAUGGCAGAAAAGGCCUCAUUGCAGCCAUCUGUGCAGGUCCCACUGCUCUUCUGGCACAUGGCAUCGGGUAUGGCAGCACAGUCACUACACAUCCUGCCAUGAAGGAGAAGAUGAUGGCUGGAGACCACUAUAAAUAUUCAGAAGCUCGAGUACAGAAGGAUGGACAUUACAUCACCAGCCGUGGGCCAGGAACCAGUUUUGAGUUCGCCUUAACGAUUGUAGAGGAACUUAUGGGGGCUGAGGUUGCAGCUCAAGUCAAGGCUCCUCUUGUUAUGAAAGACUGACUGUAGCCGUGUUCACUUACAUCCUGCAAGCAGCACCUCCCUCAAUCCAAGAAUUGCACUACUGAGACAGCUAAUCCAAUGUAGCUGGCACAAAGAGUCAAAGUCAAGUGAAAAAUCAUUCUCCCCAGGGGGGCAUGCCAUAAUGUUUCUGUUCUGACAGGUUAUUUUCUUCCUUUGUCUUUCUUGGUUGACAAUGAAUGGCACCCUUUUGUUUUUUUAACAAAGAAAUAAAAUAUGAAUUUACAUGCUU